CACGGCUACUGCGCGGGGCAGAGGCCCGCAAACUCCUCUGGACCUCUGGGGAUGGUUCUUUCCCGGGUGUGCUCGUAGCUGCCCAUGGCCGGGAUUGCAGCACGCUGGGCGGAAAAGCCUCCUUUCCCAAACUGACGUAGCCAGUGCAUCAUCUCUCAAGAGCCCCGAGGAGGCAGGGGAGUGAAGAGGCUGGUAGGAGCAAGGGCUGUGGGAAGGUGAGAGGGACAAGCCAAGCUGGGCUGGAUCACCCACCAGCAUUGCCCAGCACCAGCUCUCCUGGGCCUGCUGUGAGAGUUCUGCUGGGACCAUCUGGGGGCCCUUUGCUGCUGUAAAACAGUUUUGCAAGAUGCCUGUGCUCAUUAAUUUUAAUGAGGUCUGUCUUCCUAGGCUGAAAGACUCUGGGGAGCAUGAGGAAAAGGCACAAGAUCAAGCCUUGCCACAGUUGUGCCUGGGGAGGAGUGGGACAGCUGUGGGGGCUCUGCAGGUGCCCAGUUGUGGCUGUCUCACGUGGUAUCUGGGCGCUGCAGGCAUCUGCAAACUCUUGAUAGGGCCCUAUCGGUGUCGGGGCGGGUUCAAGUCCUCCUGCCCGGGGUACAGGUGGCUCAGGACUUCAUUCCUGGAGGGGAUUCCUCCCCGGCAUCGGGGAGCAGAGCCCCAGGGAUGACAGAUGGGGAGACCACACGGUGCUGCAUGCCGGUGUGGAGCCUGCUGGCUGGCGUCCCCAGUCUUCGCCUCUCUCUGCCUUGCAGCAUCUCUGCCCUUCGUCAUCCUGACACUGGUGAACUCCCCGUACAAGCGAGGCUUCUACUGCAGUGAUGAUUCCAUCCGCUACCCCUACAAGGCAGACACCAUCACCCACGGUCUCAUGGCUGGGGUCACGAUCACCUGCACUGUUGUUGUUAUCUCAUCGGGGGAGGCAUACCUGGUUUACACUGAGCGCCUCUACUCCAAGUCAGAGUUCAACAACUACCUGGCUGCCCUCUACAAGGUGGUGGGGACCUUUCUCUUUGGGGGGGCCAUCAGCCAGUCCCUGACUGAUCUGGCCAAAUACAUGAUCGGCCGUCUCCGGCCAAACUUCCUGGCUGUCUGCAAUCCUGACUGGUCCAAGGUGAACUGCUCCAUCUAUGUGCAGCUGGAGAAUGUCUGCCAGGGAGAGAGCAGGAACAUCACCGAGUCCAGACUGUCCUUCUACUCGGGACACUCCUCCUUUGGGAUGUACUGCAUGAUGUUCUUGGCGCUCUAUGUGCAAGCCCGGCUGGUGGGAAAGUGGGCCCGGCUGCUGCGUCCCACCAUCCAGUUCUUCCUCAUCACCUUCGCCAUCUAUGUGGGCUACACCAGGGUGUCCGACUACAAGCACCACUGGAGCGACGUGCUGGUGGGGCUGCUCCAAGGGGCUCUCAUUGCCGUCCUCAUUGUCCGCUACGUCUCUGACUUCUUCAAGCACCGUCCCCCCCGGCAGUGUGAGGAGAAGGACCCGGAGCGCAAGCCCAGCCUGCCGCUCACCCUGAGCGACCCCGACCACAAUCACUACAGCUACCGCGGCGCCCCGUGAGCCGCGCACGGCCCGCGCACGCCGGACUGCAGACCUGCCCCUUGCCGUGCUCUGCUCCUGGCUCAGGGAUGGGGAUGCUGGCUCUCUAUUAACUGUUGGCUCCGUGGCUCUGGUGCCUCUGGCUGCCACAGGUGCCAGCGGGACAGCCCUGCCUGUUCCCACUCCCGCAGUGCCGUGGUGCCCAGCUCCCCAUGCCCACAGUGCUGCUGUGCUUGCCGGUACCUGGUGAUGCCAGUGCCCUGCCUGUGGGAAGGGGAUGUCCUCAACCCCUGUGCAUCUGAGUCAUGCUCCAAAGCUGCUGUCCCAGCCUUCCACGUGGAGGAAGGGGAGGGAGGGGAGGGUGGCAUGUGAGGAUGGAUUUAUUGGGCUGGCAAAGCUCACUGAGCGAAGAGCAAACUCCUUGGCAAGUCUGAGUUUGCCUGUGCUGAGUGUGUGUUGUCCCUGUCAAAUUAUCCAGCCUUCUGAGUACAAAUCCUCACAGGCACAGAGAGAGGAGGACAACUACUGGGCUAGCUGUACUUUUUUGGAAAGGAUUAAAGCAAUCCAGAGCUUUU
This is a messenger RNA of Manacus vitellinus (golden-collared manakin), 2106 nucleotides long. RefSeq names its product phospholipid phosphatase 2 (gene PLPP2). The coding region runs from base 668 to 1552 and encodes 294 amino acids. The transcript has 5 exons. Gene Ontology annotation, molecular function: phosphatidate phosphatase activity. Gene Ontology annotation, biological process: phospholipid metabolic process; phospholipid dephosphorylation; signal transduction. NCBI's taxonomy places the organism in Eukaryota, Metazoa, Chordata, Aves, Passeriformes, Pipridae. The record is from RefSeq and is a predicted model, not a curated record.